This is a messenger RNA of Venustampulla echinocandica, 1869 nucleotides long. RefSeq lists its product as uncharacterized. NCBI's taxonomy places the organism in Eukaryota, Fungi, Ascomycota, Leotiomycetes, Helotiales, Pleuroascaceae. The transcript is spliced from 5 exons. The record is from RefSeq and is a predicted model, not a curated record. The coding region runs from base 1 to 1869 and encodes 622 amino acids.
AUGGCUUCAACUCGGGAGGAACGCAUGCAACAGCGGCUUCGCGGGGCCCAGAGGCGGGAAGUCAAAGAAGUAGACUUUGAACUCGCAUUCCCAAUUGCUCAACCUCUAGAAGGCCCAGUCGUGUCAUCCCAGAGAUCCCCCCAACCCGAAUUACCCCGCGCAUCAGUUACACCUGUCACAAGAAACCGUGGACAUUCAAAUGAGGAGCAAGAUUUAGGUGUAGCAGCUCAACCACAAUUAAUAAAGAGCGGAAAUAUCGAUGCAAACAUCUCUGCAAAACGGAGGAAGCUGGACACUGAUCAGGCACCACCAUCUGCAAGGAGCACAAGAUCAACCCGCGCUGCCCCCCAACUCGACAUUUACUCUCUACCUGAAGAUGGGCCAAGACCCGCUUCAAAAGAUGAUGCUUCGAAGGGCUUACCUGCUGAGGAGGCUAUUCAAUUUGCGCUGCUCCGCGAGUAUGAACCGGAACCAACUCAAAUCGUAUCAGCAGCUCGUUCCAAGACACCACUGUCGCCUCCGCCAUUAACCGCGAUGUCAGAGGAGAUCACUGAAAGUCCAACCGGCACGCCCGGAAACGGUCUUGAUACUAGGGCCAUAGGUAGUGUACGUGCUAUAGGCCGACAAGUAGAGGGAAUGCAGAAUCUAAGCCCCAUAAGGCGAGAUUUAGCAACACCAAUCCCUCGAACAAAGCGGAAGAGAGGACAGGCUACACCAACUCCGAUCGGCUCCAGGGCGUCACAGGAUCAACGUAACCAGUCAGCUCAGACAACUCCUAGCGACGAUGAAGUUGAUGAGCUAUCGCCGAGUCAAGCCGUUCCACCCUCUCGAAAACGAAACUCUGUGGUUGAGGAUAACUCUUCUGCUAUUCAAGAAAAUGAAACCCGCAGUCCAGAAGCGGGAGAAGAAGUAGCCGAAGCCAUUGGCGACUUGGAUGCUGCUGCUAUUUUGGAGAAAAAUAGAGGUCGAAAAAUAGCUCGAAAUAUCCCGGCAAUCGAAUCUCCCGCCUCAGACGAAGUAGAAGCAGUCUCGAAAACACCGUCCCAAGUACGCCGACGAAGACAACAAAAUUUCUCUAGUCCUUCCAAACAGCGACAUCCGAAAAUCCCAUCGAAAACAAAAUCACAGAAACCCACGCAGCCGGCCAAGACGGCCAGACUUCGCGGUGGAAGCCCUAUUCCUGUAACCGUACAUCGUUUAACAGAGCAACCACUUUGGGAAGAAGAUGAAUCCGAUGCUGAUGUACUUAAUUCCGGAAUACCAUAUGCAAAGCGACCAGGCGUGAAUACGGUGGACGUUCUCAGUCAAGUGUGCCAAGAGAUCAUCGGCACUAGACUCGAAACCCUCGAAGAUGGUGUCCGCCAUGCAGAUGAUUCCACUCUAAGACGGGAAUACAAAACCAAGUGGAACGCUAUUAAAUCGUUUGGGGAAGAACUACAGUCACGUUUGCUUGCCCAUACCAUCAACCUCGAUAACGCCUACUCGUUCGAGAAGCGUGUGCGAGAAGAGCAUAAAAGGAAGCAAGCUCUUCGUGACGAGAUCCUUCGUAUUCGGGCCGAGCGUCAACAAGUAGCCGUUCGCAUGGAUGAGAUCCGCAUUAACCAUGAAGAUGAGGCCAAAAGGGCUCAAGAACGUGAUUCCCUCAACACUAUGGCCCAUGACAUCGAACUAGCUAUUGAUUCUGGGCGGAGUCAGGCUCCUAAAUCUGAGUAUAUUGGCGAUAGAAUGACCGGGAUAGAGGUCUUGCUUAAACGAGUAGCUACCCAAAUAAGCAAUAAAGGGGAUUCUGGAGGGAUUUUGAAACAGAUCAAGGAGUUUAAUGGAUUUCUCACACGAGCCGCUUUGGCACUGGAGUCGAGAAAGGUUUAA